Neurospora crassa OR74A is the source of this 2501-nucleotide messenger RNA. RefSeq lists its product as hypothetical. The record is from RefSeq and is a predicted model, not a curated record. The transcript has 2 exons. Bases 218 to 2389 code for a protein of 723 amino acids. NCBI's taxonomy places the organism in Eukaryota, Fungi, Ascomycota, Sordariomycetes, Sordariales, Sordariaceae.
AGGACAUCCACAUUCCUGUUUCUCCGGUUGAAGAGUUGGACCUGUGGCGGUUUCGUCUCUGUGAAUCACAAACAUCGACACCUGCUUGAAGUGGAAGUGUAGAGCUCGUCAACUCACCUUCCAAUCCAGGAAGACCUCUCAAAUUGAUCAGUCUUAAUUGACUUCUCUUUCGAUGGAUGUGUGAAGGGUUGGAUAUAAGCGAGACACCACCAACUGGAUGACAUCCUCCUCAUCCUCAAUCACUUCAUCUCAUCCCAAGCCCAUCAUGUCAACACCCAUCAACGGCGUCGGCAGUACCGACCUAGAAAUCGUCGAAAUCGUUCCCAACGGCGACAUAAUCCUCGACGUAACCUUCGAGACCUCCAAACCCGUCAUUCUCGCCGCCAAGAAAGCCUUUGCCGCCUUUUCCUCCCGACCAACUCCUCGGACCAGCAAGGCAACAAUACCCGGACAAGGACCCGCAAAGACGCCAGCAAGACCACCGAGACCACCGCCCAAGCCUAGAGAAAGAGUUGGUUUCCGCGUUCAUCUCUCUGUCCUUAAAGAGCAUUCGCCCUACUUUGCCCGUUUGCUUUCAGACACGCGUUUUGCUGAGGCCAAAGCUGUUGAGGCGGCUCUUGCUAAGCUUUCGCUGGAAGACAUUAGUCCUGGCGAGGCGGACUGGACGCAGCUCCCACGGGUGAGCAUUAGAGAAGAUGACGAGGCCACGCAGAGUGCGGAGAUGAGGUAUAUCUUUCAUGAUUUGCUGUAUAUACUGCAUCAUGGGAGGGUACCGCCGCCGGCAGAUGAGACAUCGGCGGAACCUCCAGCAGAAGCAUCACUACCACCACCACCACCAGCAGCAGCAGCAGCAACACCGACACCAAAACCAGUAGUAUCCAAAACGGCAGCAACAACGAAAGGCCAAAAACCAGCCCCAAAACCACCAACCAAGACACCAACCAAAGGCACCCAGCCAACAAACGGCCUCAAAAAGCCUUUAGACAAAACAUCACAAAAGGGACAACCAAAGCCAACACUACAAAAGCCAGAAACGCCGAACGAACCAGUCACCACCGAACCAGCAGCACCAGCAGCACCCCCCCUGACAAUCCCCUACCUAACCACCCUCGCCCUCCUCGCCGACCGUUUCUCCUGCACGCCCUCCCUCUCCCGUCUCCCUUCUUCUUCUUCUUCUUCCUCCCAGACCCCCUUAAAAUGGCCCGCGACACCCACCCGCCUCACCAAAGACCAAGACGGGCACGCCCUCACUUUUGCGGGCGAAGAACUCUUGCGCCAGAAAAUCUUGGUUUCCUGGCUUCUCGACCUCCCACUCAAGUUCCAAUCCGCCACCCGCGAACUCAUUCUCUAUGGAUCCCGCCGCUGGACCCUUUCCGCUUCCCCUGAUGAUGAAGAAGAUUAUUCCGAAUCUGAACCCGACUACACCUCUUCUGAUCCUAACCCUGCCGCUCACCAUAACCCUGAGAAUUUAUACCCUCGAAAUCAAUACAAACACAACAAAUACAAAUACAAAUACAAAGCAAAAUGGUGGUCCCUCCCCGACACUCUCGAAGACGAACUUUCCUAUCGACGCACCUGCCUCCUUUCCGUCUUGGCAUCCAUCCCCCGCCACUUUUUGCGUCUCUACAUCGUCCGCCCACCACAGACCCGCUCCAUCACCACCAGUAGUGCGGGGAUAGGUUCAAGCUUCACAUCCAACGCCGCCUCGGCCUUACAAGCCGCCGCACAAGGUCGUCAAUGCAAACUAGGGUACGAGAGCAGCGCCAGCUGCGACAGUUACCAACUAGGCGAGAUGAUUCGGUUUCUUUGCACCAAGGGACUCUUGAGUCUAGUAGACUUUAGUCCGGCAAGUUUCGAUCGGGCUAUCGCUCAAUUCGACGGCGGCGGGGAGAAUCCGCUGGCGAAAGUGGAUGGACAUAACCCGGGUAUGGGCGUGGUUUUUGGUCCCCCCAAGUCUUCUUCUUCUUCUGGUGGCAAUAAAGAUGAUCUGGGGGGAAUUUCGACAAUGGAAAUCAACCAUUUCGUGGCGAUUUUACGACAGUGUCCGAGUUAUCAGAUUGAUCGACAUCAUACGAACUGCGGAUUGCGGACGAGGAUGUUGCCGGUUUUGGAUUACGUGCAGGCUAUGCUGAAUAGCGAGGUGGUACUCAUCAAGAGGGCGGAUUGGGAGAAGAGGAGGGAGGAAGUGAGUUGGGUUAGUUUGGUGGAGAGACGGCAAGAAGAAAAAGAUGGUGGCAGGGAGAAAGGGAAAAAUACUAAGGUUUUUAGGUUCACUAGAACGCUGGCGGCGGAUCCGAGAAUGAGAUAUAGUAGUACGCUGGGGACGAGCAAGAUGGCCAUGGAACUGUUUCUGGCUGAUGAGUGGGAUUGGACGGCGGAGGAGUAUUGAGGAAAUCAAGAACAGAGUGUUGGUUGGCAUGAGAUGGCGUUUUAGAUGAGGGCAUAUUGCUUGAUCAAAAGUUGUCUUGAUGACCCGGUAAAUAGAUAAAAUAUAGAAGUGA